AUGUCGAUCCCUCCGAAAUUCGCGGGUCUCAAGCUUUCUGCUGCUACUCCACAGGAGAGCCAGCACACGCUAGAAUUGUACCUCGACUAUGUCUGCCCAUUUUCCGCUAAGAUGUUCAAUACUGUUUAUGCAUUGAGCCCCAAAAUUGUUGAGCAGUAUGGUUCUCAGCUUCAGAUUAUCCUUCGGCAGCACAUUCAACCAUGGCAUCCGUCCUCAACACUUACACACGAAGCUGGCGUGGCGGUUCUUCGUUUGGCCCCAGAGAGAUACUGGGACUUUAGUGCGGCCUUGUUCAAGCACCAGACCGAAUUCUUCGACGUGAGCGUGGUGAACGAAGCGCGGAAUGCCACAUACGAACGACUAGCCAAACUUGCUGGAACAGUUGGGGUGGACGAAGGGAAAUUUUUGGAUUUAUUGAAGAUUCCAGAGACCCCCGGGGCAGAUGGGCAACUGAAUGUAGGUAACAAGGUCACUAAUGACCUCAAAUGGAUAAUCAAGACGGAUCGAGUGAUUGGAGUCCAUGUCUCGCCAACCGUUUUUUUCAAUGGAGUGGAGGAGCGAGGCAUUAGCAGCGGCUUCACAGCAGCCCAAUGGGAGGAAUGGCUGUCCCAGAAUGUGGUUUGA
Molecule: messenger RNA, 624 nt
Organism: Penicillium angulare
Lineage: Eukaryota; Fungi; Ascomycota; Eurotiomycetes; Eurotiales; Aspergillaceae
Product: DsbA family protein
Exons: 5
Coding region: 1-624 (207 amino acids)
Source: RefSeq, a predicted model, not a curated record